ACACCGGUCAUAUCAGUCAUACAAGCCUGAUGGCUGAUUAUGGCUGAUAGUAAAAGUCAGAAUACAUUACCACUUAUACUGUAUGUAUGCAGCCUUCCCUUGGGUAAGGCUAGGUGAUUGUAUAUUAGUAAUUGGUUUGAUUAAUAUGUCAGUACAGUUGUUUAAACACAAAUGCUUAUCAGUUUUGAGUGCUCAAUCCAAUCCCUAAAUGCUGAGCUCAAGAGGAGAUAGAAAUAUCAAAGCGAGUCUAACCUAAAACCAUAUAAGGUAUUUGAUAAGUGAUCACUAUUUUUUAGUUCAUAAAUUACGUCCAUUAAUUGUCAACACUAAUCUCUGAUACCAGAAUGCAUAUGACGUAUUGGUUUGGUGUAGACUUGGGAACAUUCAUGUUCCCUGGCUACAACGUUACGACGACAUGGGGCCUGAUAGCUACUUGCUUAGGACUGGGGAGUCUUGCUAUUAUUUUUGAAGGAAUGAAAAUAAUUCAGAUUAAGCUGCGACAAAGGACGCUUGCCUCGUUACCAUCUGAACAGGGUGGUCUGAGCGGUGAAGACUCUUCUCUUUUAUCAAGACUUUCAAGAAAAACUUUUGUGCCCUCAGCCUUCCCAUAUUGUCAAAGUUGGAUCAGCUGGUUUUUGGAGGUACUUCACUGGUUUACGCAUACUACCCUUGGCUACUUGCUCAUGCUGGCUGUGAUGUCUUACAACGCGUAUUUCACUAUUGCUUUGGCAAUUGGAGGAGGUCUUGGAUUUUGGAUUUUUGGAGCAGCCAUUCAACAACUCAAUAUGCUUCAAUUUACUGACAAACGCAGGACUAUACAAUGUGAUUCUGAAUGCUCUGAUGCAAUAACAAAUACGGAAAGACGGCCAUCAACAAUGUCUGUGGAUGAGGACCAGCUGGCAAGAGAAACAACGGUAGAAGUGCAUACAUAAUCCAAUUACAGAGGACUAGGUUUGAUAUAAACUCAUCAUACACUAUUGGUUUUAAUGAGUUUAUUUCACACUCUUGCCUCGACUAACAAUAAAAGGGCACCAAAAACUACGAAUAUUCGAAAUAAAGUAUAAAAUGUAAAUUCAGGGCUGGGUAUUACCUCACAUAUACCUAUACUGUUAAACAUGGAUAUAUUGUAUAUAAAAAUAAUGUACAUAUUAUGAAAUUAUCAUAUCAUGUAUAUAAUUAUAUACGAAAUUUGUUACGAAAUUGAAAUAAUUAUAUUAGCAUUAUAAGUUUUACAUGAACUGAUCUGAAUCAGCCUAUUAGAAUAUAUUCAUUUGUUUCACUCGCAA
Molecule: messenger RNA, 1286 nt
Organism: Athalia rosae (coleseed sawfly)
Lineage: Eukaryota; Metazoa; Arthropoda; Insecta; Hymenoptera; Athaliidae
Product: probable low affinity copper uptake protein 2
Exons: 4
Coding region: 345-932 (195 amino acids)
Biological process (GO): intracellular copper ion homeostasis; copper ion transmembrane transport
Cellular component (GO): plasma membrane
Molecular function (GO): copper ion transmembrane transporter activity
Source: RefSeq, a predicted model, not a curated record